This is a messenger RNA of Nicotiana attenuata, 940 nucleotides long. Its product is annotated as luc7-like protein 3. The coding region runs from base 86 to 607 and encodes 173 amino acids. The transcript is spliced from 6 exons. Lineage: Eukaryota; Viridiplantae; Streptophyta; Magnoliopsida; Solanales; Solanaceae. The record is from RefSeq and is a predicted model, not a curated record.
UAGCGUUGCCUAACAGAUACAAUUUGCACCAAUUUGUCUCUUCACAAGAGGAAAGAAAAAGCUCCCAACUCAUCCGCCGAUCUCAAUGGCCGCCUCAUCGGCAUCGGAGUCUUCAUCGUCUUCUGGUCACCGGGAUCGAAAGCGUUAUCGGCGCCACCGCAAAGACAAAGAUAAGGACGCUCUCAAGGUCCGCAAGAAGAGCCGCUCUCACACCAAACGUCGUCGUAGCCGUCAUUCAUCGUCCGACAGCUAUUCUUCUUCCUCUUCCUCUGAAGACUACAGUUCUUCAGACAGUGAACGUGAAGCAGUCAACAGUUCAAAAAGACACAGACAGAAAGAUAGAGCCACUAAGAAGAAGGAUAAAGAGAGAGGGAAAAGUCACAGGCAAAAACGUCAUAAGCAUAAAAGUAAAGAGAAGCAGCAGGAGGAAAGUAGUGGUCCUGUGCAGCUUUCUAAGUUUUUGGGGCGUGAUAAGGAUGAUGGUGUCCGUCGGAGUGCUGUCUCUGGCAAAAAGAUUCUCUUGAAGCUAGACAAGACAAAGGAGGACAAGGAAGCAGAGAGUAAACGAAAUGAAUUACUCAAAUUCCUGAAUGCAAGUUAUGAUUGAUUAUUUGAAGCCUAAAAGUUAGCCUAAGUUUCCCCCUAGUUCAGGCAAAUGUUUGUAGCAACAUAUCUUCAAGUAUCAGUGUUCUCAUUGUAUUCAGAACUUGCAUCAUUUUGCCUUUUGUGUUGAUCGUAUCCAGCCUCCAGGUGAUGUUCAAUACCAUGCUGCUUAUUUCUGCGGUUAACAGUGUGGGAAGUUUGGAUAAGUUUUGAAUUUUUUGUUAGUUUCACCCUUUUGUAUUCUGUCAAAUGCCGUUGUGCUUUUAGUUUUUUGUACGAUUAACAUAGACACUGUAAUAUUAAAUUAUCGAAAAUUGUUCUGGCUGAUCAUUGUUGA